Messenger RNA from Cervus elaphus (red deer), 4574 nucleotides. RefSeq names its product ankyrin repeat domain 24 (gene ANKRD24). The record is from RefSeq and is a predicted model, not a curated record. The transcript has 21 exons. Lineage: Eukaryota; Metazoa; Chordata; Mammalia; Artiodactyla; Cervidae. Bases 508 to 4299 code for a protein of 1263 amino acids. Gene Ontology annotation, molecular function: actin binding.
UUUGCUGUUUAUUUCUAUUUUGUGGCAAUCUCAGGAUAUUCUGCCUUAACUUUUAGGGUUAGGGUUCAAGUUCCUCAGAAUCUGAUGCCCCUGCAGAUCUGACAAGAGGCGGGGUUCAGGCAGUAAACAUCAAUGAAGCUUCUCUUGUUUGCCCACCACUCACCUCCUGCUAUGCGGCCUGGUUCCUAACAGGCCACCAACGGAUACUGGUCCAUGGCUGGGGGGCUGGGGACCUCUGAUAUAUAGCAUCUCAUUUAGUCCUCCCAGUAACCCUCGGCAGUAGGUACUGUUUAAAAGGAAACCCAUUUCCUGGAUGAGGAAAGUGAAGUCCAAAGCAGGUAAGUAUCUUGGCCCAUCUUGUAGGUGGUAAAUGCGAGUGUGUGGAGGGUGUCGCUGCGGGGGGAGGUGGUGUCCUGGAUUCAAAUUCAGGUUUGUCAAGACUGCAGAACAGCCCCACUGGCGGAUGAAUGAAUGAGUGAGUGAGUGAGUGAAUGAGUGAGAGUCCGGAUGGCCCAGCAGCAAUGGGACCAGGCCGAGAGUCACCUGAGACCCCCGCAUCCCCCAUUCCCCGGCCAGCUCAAAGGAGGCGGAGACGGAUGCAGUCGGGUCCCUGGAGAUGCUGGGAGCCUGGCCCCCUUUGCCUCGGCCUCCUGGUGGCGAGAAGUUCAGGUCUGGCCUCGGCGGUGCCCCUCCCCCAGAGCCCAUCCCCACUCCCUGGCGCUCCCCCCCAACCGUAGGGGAGGGGCCGGGAGGGGGGCGGCAGGCGGGGCGCGGGGGAGGGGCGGCGUCUGGUUUGGCUGGACCGCGCGGGCCGGGCGGCCGAGCUCCGGCUUCGCGGGCCCCUACCUCCGGCCCCUCUGGCCCCUCCGACCGGGUCACCUCCCGGAGCCCGGCCGCCCGGCCGCCCGGCCGCCCGGCGCCCUGGACGCCAUGAAGCAGCUGUGUCUGUGUGCCGCCGCCUCCUUCGCGGCCCCCACCCAGGACCACUUCCCCCGGCAGCUGCGGCUCAGCCCCACUGACCUCGGCUCCUGCCCGCCCUGCGGCCCCUGCCCCAUCCCGAAGCCGGCAGCAGCCAGAGGCAGGCGCCAGAGCCAGGACUGGGGCAAAAGUGACGAGCGGCUGCUGCAGGCGGUGGAGAACAAUGAUCCCACGCGGGUGGCCUCCCUCAUCGCCCGCAAGGGGCUCGUGCCCACCAAGCUGGACCCCGAGGGCAAGUCCGCAUUCCACUUGGCAGCCAUGAGGGGUGCAGCCAGCUGUCUUGAGGUGAUGCUGGCACACGGCGCCAACGCCAUGAGCACGGACGGGGCAGGUUACAACGCCCUCCACCUGGCCGCUAAGUACGGGCACCCACAGUGCUUGAAGCAACUACUGCAGGCAUCCUGCGCGGUGGAUACAGUGGACAGCAGUGGGUGGACCGCCCUGCAUCAUGCAGCUGCUGGCGGCUGCAUCUCCUGCUCAGAAAUACUCUGCUCCUUCAAGGCCCAUCUGAAUCCCCGAGAUCGGCUGGGUACAACACCCCUCAUCAUUGCAGCUCAGAUGGGUCACACAGAUCUGUGCCGCCUCCUCCUGCAGCAGGGGGCUGCUGCAAAUGACCAGGACCUUCAGGGCAGGACGGCCCUGAUGCUGGCCUGUGAAGGAGCCAGCCCCGAAACAGUGGAGGCGCUGCUGCAGGGCGGCGCCCGGCCGGGCAUCACAGAUGCACUGGGCCAGGAUGCUGCUCACUACGGCACCCUGGCAGGGGACAAGCUCAUCCUGCACCUCCUCCAGGAGGCAGCCCAGCGCCCCUCACCACCCAGCGAGGAUGAUUCAGGCGAGGCAUCAUCUCAGAAUUCUGUGUCCAGCCAUGACAAGCAAGGGGCCCCCAAGAAGCGGAAGGCACCUCAACCCCCCACCAAUAUCCCAAUGCCGGAUGACCAAGAUGCCUACGAGGAGAUCGUGCGGCUGCGACAGGAGAGGGGCCGUCUGCUACAGAAGAUCCGGGGCCUAGAGCAGCACCAGGAACGAAGAAAGCAGGAGCUGCCAGAGGCAGAGGCCAGUUCCCUCCACAGCCUGGAGAGACAGGUCCAAGAGCUACAGCAGCUUCUGGCCGAGAAGCAGGAGGAGAAGGAGAGCCUGGGCCGAGAGGUGGAGAGUUUGCAGAGUAGGCUGUCCCUUCUGGAGAAUGAGCGGGAGAACACCAGCUAUGAUGUGGCCACCCUGCAGGAUGAGGAGGGUGAGCUACCCGACUUCCCAGGGGCUGAGGUGCUGCUCUCCAAGCAGCUAAGCCCGUCGGCCCAGGAGCUCUUGGCUUCGCUGCAGGAGCAGGUGGCCAUGCUCACCAGACAGAACCAGGAGCUGAUGGAGAAAGUCCAGAUCCUGGAGCACUUUGAGAAGGAUGAGAUGGAGGCAGAUGGUCUGGCCGAGGUCAUUCCUCUGGAGCUCUACAACACUCUCCAGGCUGAGUUUGACCAGCUCCGCAGGCAGCACGCCAAAGCCCUACAGGCGCUGGAGCAGCAGGAAGCUCGGGAGGCCCUCGCAGAAGAGGAGGCAGCCUCUAGGGAGGGCAAAGGUCUGGGAACCAAGACCUCCAGAAAUGGGCUGGUGGAAAUAGCGCUUAACGGCACUGCAGCUCCGGAAACCAGAGUGAAUGGAGUCGAGACCACGGAUGAGGAGGCUGCAGGAGUAGAAACCAUGGAAGCCCUGUCACAGAGCUUGGAAGUCGUGUCCACGAUGGCCGAGGCCACGGACAUGGAGACCACAGAAACAGAGGGCGUGGGGGCCCAGCCCUUGGAAACAAAGGCCACAGGAGCUGAGGUUACAGAAAUGAAAACUCCAGAAGGAGGAGGAAACCCAGAACCAAAGGCCACGGGUACAGAGACCCCCAGUAUGAAAACACAAGAGCCAGAAAUGAAGCCCACUGGAGUAGGUGCAGUGGAAGAAGAGCUCACAGGCACAGAGGCCAUGGGAGUGGAAGUCAUGACCCCGAGGGUCCUCACAGGCCCCAUCCUGCACCCGGGUGCUGCGGAGGCCUCAGAAAAGCUGCAGACAGAGCUAGAGACCAGGAUCCGCAGCUUGGAGGAGGCGCUCAGGCAGCGGGAGCGGGAGGCGGCCGCCGAGCUGGAGGCGGCCCACGGCAAGUGCGAGGCCGCGGAGGCCGAGGCGGGCCGGCUGCGGGAGCGGGUGCGGGAGGCUGAGGGCGGCCGGGCUAGCGGGGUCAGAGAUGGGGACACAGGCCAGCUGCGGGCCGCCCUGGAACAAGCCCGCGAGGACCUCCGGGACCGGGACUGCCGUCUCCGGGAGCUGGAGGCGGCCUCGGUCCGGCUGGACGAGGCCCGGGCCGGCCGGCUGUUGGCCGAGGAGGAGGCCCGGGGCCUGCGGGCAGAGCUGGCCCGACGGGAGGAGGCGCGGCUAGAGCUGAGCCGGGAGCUGGAGGCGCUGCGGGAGCAGCUGGUCGUGGCCACGGCCACCGGGGAGCAGCAGCGGGCUGCGGCCGCCGAGCUGGGCCAGGCGCGGGACGCGGCCGAAGCCCGGGCCGCGGAGCUGUCUGCGGCCUGUGAGGAGGCCCGGCGGGGCCUGGCAGAGCUGCGGGAGGCCUCCGAGGCGCUCCGCCAGUCGGCCGUGCCGGCCUCCGAGCACCACCGGCUGCAGGAAGAGGCUCUGGAGCUGCGGGGCCGGGCCGCCUGCCUGGAGCAGGAGGUGGUGGCCACAGGCAAGGAGGCCGCCCGGCUGCGCGCAGAGCUGGAGCGCGAGCGGGUGGGCAGCAUGGCCCGCCUGGAGCACGAGCGCAUCGUGGGCGCCCUGAAGGCCGACGUGGCCCGGUUGCAAGGGCAGCUGGAGGAGCUGGGGCGACGCCACGAGAAGACCACGGCCGAAGUCUUCCAGGUGCAGCGGGAGGCGCUGUUCAUGAAGAGUGAGCGACAUGCGGCGGAAGCCCAGCUGGCCACGGCUGAGCAGCAGCUGCGGGGGCUACGAACUGAGGCCGAGCGGGCACGCCAGGCCCAGAGCCGUGCCCAGGAGGCCCUGGAGAGGGCCAAGGAGAAGGACAAGAAGAUCACGGAGCUCUCCAAGGAGGUCUUCAGUCUUAAGGAGGCGCUGAAGGACCAGCUGGGGGCCCCAGACUCCUUGGAGGUGGAAGCCCUCCGUGGCCAGGUGAAGGCUCUGCGGGAGCAGCUAGAGGAGGCUGCCAGGGACCACAGUGCAGUGGUGGCCUUGUACAGGAGCCACCUCCUCUACGCCAUUCAGGGUCAGAUGGAUGAAGACGUGCAGCGAAUUCUGAGUCAGAUUCUGCAGAUGCAGAGGCUCCAGGCCCAGGGCCGCUGAGAGCAGAGGACUGCCCUCUGCCCCCCUAGGCCUCUCACGAGGGCUUGGGGACUCAUGCACUGACCUUCCGAGCUUGGAGACUAGCCUGGGCCCCUUCCCCACUGUCCUCACUGCCUCCACCGGCCCCACUGGUCCCUGCGUGCACUGGGCAGUCUAGAUCCCGGCCCUGACCACGACCCCUCCUGCCACUGGGAAAUCUGAGUCCUCUCCCCAACAUCUGGUCCCAAACACUACCCCAGGAAUAAAAGCUCACGGAGCAGAGCAGAAGAUGAAAA